Messenger RNA from Cuculus canorus (common cuckoo), 4635 nucleotides. RefSeq names its product solute carrier family 35 member A5 (gene SLC35A5). The transcript is spliced from 7 exons. Gene Ontology annotation, cellular component: Golgi membrane. The coding region runs from base 199 to 1491 and encodes 430 amino acids. NCBI's taxonomy places the organism in Eukaryota, Metazoa, Chordata, Aves, Cuculiformes, Cuculidae. The record is from RefSeq and is a predicted model, not a curated record. Gene Ontology annotation, biological process: pyrimidine nucleotide-sugar transmembrane transport. Gene Ontology annotation, molecular function: pyrimidine nucleotide-sugar transmembrane transporter activity.
CAUGCGCCUCUCCGCGCUCGCGCCUCUAUAGUGACGGGGCGGGUCCCGCGGGCGAGGGGCUGAGUGGGCGGGGCGCGGUUCCGCGCGGUCACGUGGCCGGCUGUCAAAGAGAGGAUGAGGGAGCGCGCGCGGAGGGCGGCCACGGGGGCGCGCGCAGACGGCCCCGCCCCUCCAGGGCGUUGACAGCAAGACAGCAGAAUGAAGACCACAUGCUGUAGUCGAUUUGUGCUUUGCUCCAAGACAACUGCCUAUACCUUUCUGCUUGGAGGAGUGUUUAUUGCGCUGGGCUCAAGUCGAAUCCUCCUGAUGAAGUAUUCUGCCAAUGAAGAUAACAAAUAUGAUUACCUUCCGACAACAGUAAACAUAUGUUCUGAAGUAGUAAAACUGGUCCUGUGUGUGAUAUUGGCACUGUGGGUUAAGAAAAAAGAGGGUUGUUUGGAUCCCUUUGAAUGUCUUUCCUGGAAGAAUUUUUGGAAUUCCAUGAAAUGGUCCAUUCCUGCCUUUCUUUACUUUUUGGAUAACUUGAUUGUCUUCUACGUACUGUCCUACCUCCAGCCAGCAAUGGCUGUACUCUUCUCAAAUUUUGUCAUUAUAACAACAGCUCUUCUCUUCAGGAUAGUGCUAAAGCGAAAGCUCUCUUGGGUACAAUGGGCAUCUCUGGUGAUUUUAUUCCUGUCCAUCGUUGCCCUGACUCUUGGAACUGGAGGACAUCAUCAAAGCUUGGCUGCACACGGAUUCCAUCACAAUAUGUUUUUCAGUCUGUCUAACCACUGCCUUCUCUAUACUGGACCUGAGGAAGCAUGCCUGGAAAAGGGCAACUGCGUAGCACCAAGUUUCCUUCACAGCUUCCAGUGGAAUGUCACCAGUACCAUGGCAGGAGCAUUAAAACCUCUCCGUCUUAGCUUGGGCCAUCUGCUUAUUCUAGUGCAGUGUUUCAUUUCUGCCCUGGCUAACAUCUACAAUGAAAAGAUCUUGAAAGAUGGGGAUCAGCUUGCUGAAAGCAUCUUUGUGCAGAACAGCAAACUCUAUGCUUUUGGGGUGCUCUUCAAUGGCCUGAUGCUGGGGCUGCGGACUAAGGACCGAAGGCUGAUAGAGAAUUGUGGCUUCUUCUAUGGGCACAACAUCUUUUCAGUGGCUCUCAUAUUUGUCACAGCUUUCCUAGGGCUGUCUGUAGCCUUCAUCUUGAAGUUCCGAGACAAUAUGUUCCAUGUUAUGACUGCUCAGAUCACUACUGUUAUCAUCACCGCAGUCUCUUUUGUCAUUUUUGACUUCAGGCCUUCUCUGGAGUUCUUUUUGGAAGCACCUGUAGUACUUCUCUCCAUAUUCAUCUAUAAUGCCAGUAAACCAAGGUGCCUGGAAUAUGCCACUUUGAGGGAAAGGGGCAAACUCGUCCAAGGAGAUGCAUGGGAGAGGUCAAGUGGGGAUGGAGAAGAAUUUGAGAGACUGAACAAGCCAAGCAGUGACAUGGAUACAGAUGAAGAUUCUCUCUAGCAUAUAGCUGUCUCAGAGAAGUGUUAUUACUCCUGCUGAGAGAAUGUCAAUAUUUUAUUCAGAUAGAGAAGGGCCAUUUUUCCCCACUUGGGAACAACUGAGAUUAUGUUAGGGUUGGAUGCCAUAGGUGGAUGAGGAAAACAUUCAGGCCAUAUAUAUGGAGAGUUGUAUUCCCUCAUCCUAUCCAUGUAAAUCGGAAAUUCAAAAUCUGCUGAAAGAAGCAAAAUUUGCAACUGAUGUAAACAAGAGGAGGCUUGGACCCUGGACUCGGUGAUCUGGGUGACAUAUCAUGCAUUGUGAAAGGCAGUCCCAGACUCUAACCAUGUGUCUUUCACUGCUUUGAUUGACUGUCCCAAGUCACUGUGACUCCUAUAUGAACUCCUUGGUUAGGAAAGCAGAGAUAAAACUGUUCUCCAUCUUGCAGAAGUGAUAUCAGUGAUUGAUGUUUUUGCUGCAUCUUCCAAUGUACAAACGCUCCAGUAAGUUUUCUUUUCAGGACUUAAAAUGUACUAAUAACCUCAUAAAUAAUGAAUCAUGUUGAAAUUUAUCAUAUUUUGGCAAUUCAGAUUGACAUAUCCCUAGCUGAGUAAAAGAGUCCACCUGAAACGACCUCAUCAAACUUUCAGUUGAGAAUGUAUAAUAAAUUUAAUCAUUUUGGUUAACGGUAUGUUGAUCCUUCAAACACGCAGAUCUCUAGAGUGUGAUUUGAGAUUAAAUCUCUAAGUUCUGUCUUCAUUUCUGUUUUUAACAUUAGUGUAACUCUGUACUGACUCCUGUGGAGUCCUUUCUUUCUGAUUUUCUCUGAUGUGACUGACAGCAGAAUAGAUCUCGCUGUCUUCAGCUACUACUUCUCGCAUUUCCAGCGUGAGACUGCUGUGUGCCUGUCUCCCAGUGUAUGGGGAAAUGAAAAUCUGAAAUGCCUUUGUAACAAACAGUGAAUUUUACAUCCAACUUAUAUGGCCUAACUUUGAAUGACCUUGAAUAAAACAGAAGUGUGUUGUACACUAUGAAUGCAUCACGGGGUUGUCUUUGCAUUUAGAAAGGCUCUGUACAGAGGCCUAAUUUGUGCUGAGGCUGCUAUCAGAAGACAAAUAUUAUGCAGCUAUGGUGAUGCCCUUCAACAGCUGGAGCACUGAACAAGAGGGUGUAGGUGGUACUAUCAUUUCUUGUUGCUCCACCCUGUCUGACUGAUAAGGUCUUGGUUUCGUUUUGUAGGGAGAGAAAUCAUUGUGCAGAGUGCCAGGCAUAAUGAGUCACUGAGAUUCUUGCUGGAUCAAGUUUUGAGUGAGAUGAAGAGUACCUUCCAAAUAAUUCAGAAAAUUUUAGAAAUGGGAUGGAAAUAAGCAUGGAGAUAAGAGACUCUUGGUAUGUUCCUAAAGCCUUUUUCAUCAGAACGGUGGAAAAUAUGUUGUUUUAUAAUUUCCUCCCUUCAGAAAUGCGUCUUUCAUAGUUGAAAGAUACUGUCAAAAGAAUUCUUAAGAAGAUAAGCAGUGAAUUCAGUGUCAAAGCCUCAUACCACCGUGUAGACUAAUCAGUUAGUGAUGCAUUUCUUUGUGGACUGAAGAUACUUCUGCCUUUGUUCCCCUCUGCCAACCUAUUUCCAGAUUCUGUCUAUAACAGCUUACUUAUGCAAACCAUAUUGAUGGCUCAUUGCUAUAUUAAUUAACAUACCUCCUGUCACUGAUCCAUCAAGAGGGGAGCCUCAUUCCAUAAGUGAUUUUACUAUGAAUGUAAAAUCAUUAUUCUCAUUUCUUUUUUCUUCUGGGUGUAUUUUUUUUUCUAGCAUCUAUCAAGAAUAACUGUACAAACUGAAGUUACUGUUGUGGUUGAAAAAUUUUUUACAGCUGAUCUCAUGGUGCUUGUAUAAUAGGCCAUUUCCACAAAAGGAAUCCUAGUUGUUUGCAUCUGUACAGAAUGAAUAAGAAAGCAUAUUUCAAUGUGAAUUCCAGAAACAUGGCUUUCAUUGGUUUAUGAUGUUCUACUUUGGGAAAUGAAACUUCAAUGCAAAAAAACACCCCAAACUAAUGCUGAAACUGUUAAAUAUUUAGUUGCUGUAAGACAUUUUCAUUUUUUUCCAUUACAUACAGCUUUUCAGUGUGCACCUGCCUGAGUUCAUUGUCUUUUUUUCAAUCAUAGCUACCAACUUUAGCAGGUAUUUCCAAGAAGAGUGAAAGUGCUGUUAUCUUUAGAUUGCUUUGCAUUUACAUGAGCAGUAGCAUUUUACAUGAACUUUUCCAGAGAGUUUUGCCUUGGGUUAAGUCAGAACUCAGAAAUCAGCCUCAUGCCCCUGACAGCAGAACAUUAGACCAAAGAGGAAUAUCUGAAAAACCACAUUUGACUCUCCUGCUUGAAAUAUCUGCCUUAAGAAAAAUGAGAUAUGGAAAUGACUGAUCUGUGGAUUCUAAAAGUGCACUUAGUUCUUGCUUUCAACUCUUGUCCUGCUUAAUGAUUUUCCCUCUAUGAAUUUCACCGAUGCUAUCAUGCUUGGCUUAUUUGCCAAAGUCUUAGAUUGCACCAAGAUAUCAGGUAUAUAACUGUUGAUCCAAUCAUUUACUUGCACUAUAGAGUUGGUCUUGUCUAACAUGUAGAAAUCUUUUUGUUGUGUUCAGAUUGGAGGUCUCGGAGAUUCUGUUGGAUUGGCCAGGCAGGUUUCUUUUAAUAAUGGAGGACAACUGUUUAUCUCCUUUGAGGCAACAGGAAUGUUAACUGCUGUCUAAAGCUGGGUAAGGCUUUGCAUCAACACAGCAAUAAAAAAGUGUGCAAAGUAACUUGAAAGCAUAACCAUGCAUUUCUCCGCUGCUGUGUUAUCUAUGGCAAUAGUCAAAUUUGGUGCGUACAUGAGGAAGUGACUCAACAAUUGUCAGCUGGAGAGCAGUGCUGCUUAGCAAGGAGGAACUGUUGUAUGGAGUUAUAUAUUUCAAGUAGAUCAAGUCGAUCCCACUUGAUUAUUUCCACUGUGUGGUGGACCAACUCCAUGUUCGGAAGGUGACUAUUUUUCUCCUCCAAUGACAGUAGGGAAGUUCGUGAGGAGGUUUUUGGAAAGCAGCAUUAGUUUGGCAUGUAGUCUUUAAUGAAUACUUUGGGCAGAGAGCUCUUUCUGACCCGUGAUUUAGAGUCCAGAUUCACAAAAGUUUGAACUUAAUU